Messenger RNA from Cylindrotheca closterium, 1845 nucleotides. The record is from the annotation of a GenBank genome assembly. Lineage: Eukaryota; Bacillariophyta; Bacillariophyceae; Bacillariales; Bacillariaceae.
AUGCAGAGAUUACUGCAUCAUUCAAUGACAUCCUUCACCUAUUCAGGGAUAUAUAGCAACAGUAUUCCCAUUGAUGUCCAGAAUUUGAUCAUUGAUGAGUCCGCGGACUAUUUGCCGGAUGAGGUUUGUCGACGGCGUCAAGAGUUGCAGCAAAUCUUGUUCCCAUCUCAUUUUCUCCAAAUUGGAGAUCGGGCCUUUGAUCUUUGUGUCGCACUGACGCAAGUGUCGUUUCCAAAUGGUUUGAUAUCAAUUGGUGAACAUGCGUUUCAUCAGUGCUCCUCGCUGGUGGACGUCUCCCUUCCAGACGGACUUCAGAAGAUUGGUAUUAGGUCCUUCUCCCAGUGUUCUGCCCUGAAACGAAUCAAGGUACCCUCCACUGUGGAGAUAAUCGAGAACUCGGCUUUCUCCUUGUGUCACACAUUGGCUGAGGUAAUAUUUUUGGAGGGCUUGAUCAAAAUUGGAGAGUAUGCAUUCUUCGAGUGUUACUGCAUCCGUGAAAUCAAGUUUCCAUCGACUGUUGAAACGAUUGAAUCCUCGGCCUUCUCAAGAUGCAAGGCAUUGGUCGAUAUUGAUCUCCCCAUAAGAUUGAAACAAUUCACCUAUGCGUUCUCGGACUGCUCCUCGCUUGGAGAGAUUGAUAUUCCUUCUAGCGUCGAGACAAUUGGAAAUGGUGUGUUCACAGGGUGUACUUCUUUGACUGAUAUCAGGCUUCGAGAAGGAUUGAAACGAAUUGGAGCUGCUUCCUUUUCGCAGGCAACUGCUAUCGUUAAAAUGAAGCUCCCGUCCACUGUAACGAUGAUUUGGGAUGGUGCGUUCUCGGGAUGCGCUUCCUUAUCAGAAGUGGAUCUUCCAGAGGGUUUGGUCAAAAUCGGAGCCCAUGCUUUGAUGGACUGUGUGGCAUUAUCACGAAUCCGAGUCCCUUCGACUACCAAGAUUAUUGAUGACUUUGCCUUUUCUGGAUGUAUGGAUCUUGUGUCAGUGGAAUUUCCACAAAUACGGAAGCAGGCUCUGAGGAUUGGCGACUCCGCCUUUCGCAACUGCCGAUCGUUGAUCAAUGUUGCGAUCUCAUCGCACAUGAAACUUCAAUGUGAAAGUGAAAGUGUCGACUUUGGCGCAAAUGCCUGGCGAGGAUGUACUUGGAUGAAUUCCCCAUAUGGGGAUUUAUAUACUCCACGUGCCUUGGAGGAACGAUUUAAGAAGCUCCCAAUUCACCAGAAAUGCUAUCACUCUUGCGAUACGACUGUUGACGACUUGCGAUUGAAAGUCCAAGCCACCUUAUCAGAGGACGGUGACAACCCAGUCGAAUGGAAGCAUUCAGUAGACUCCUUCGGGAUGACACCAUUCCAUGUGCUGCUGUCAGCUGCCUCAUGUCGAAUGGACCUUCUGCAGCUCCUUUUACAGACUUACCCGUCCUCUAUUCUGAAUUGGAGGGAUGUCUUGGGCAAGCGUGCCAUUGACCACUUGAGCUACAUCUGGACCGAAGAGACCAGGUUGAUGAUGAAGGCAUACCUCCAAAAGUGGCUGUUAGACCAAAUGGCUGGCUGGGGUGCGGACCAAUGGCGGUCCGACAUGGCCGACAGGAUCAGUGACAUCAGUUCUGAAGAGAAUAAGAAAAGACGAGAUACCUGCUUAAGAGAUGCACACUUCACUCUGCACCGGUACGAAAGAGCGGAAAUAAAAGCGCUGUUGGAGCUCGCUCUUUGGAAGAAUGAUAUGGUAUCUUCUGCCGUUAGGGCUCCUGUCGCAUCUGCUGUUGCGGAUCGAGAAGGUCACAAGGCAAGAUGUGGGGCAUCGUUUGUUGUUCCGAAUGUGAUUGAUUUUUUGAAACCUAUUUUUUCAGAAUAA